Molecule: messenger RNA, 942 nt
Organism: Adineta ricciae
Lineage: Eukaryota; Metazoa; Rotifera; Eurotatoria; Adinetida; Adinetidae
Source: the annotation of a GenBank genome assembly
AUGUUCAAUAUAAACAGUGAUUGUAUCAGCGAUCAAGCUGUCGGCAAACAGGAGCAACAAGCAUGCCAUUCAUUGUCAACAAUUGAUGGAAAUAAUCGAUUUUCUCCGCCGACGACAACAAGAACUUCAUCAUCAUCAUCAUCUUCAUUAACAGCAUCAAAUUCUCACGAUGAUACUCGCCUAUCGUCAUCAUCGAAUAAGUUACUGCUUUCUUCCUCAUCGCCAUUAACAAUAGCCAAACCGAAACGACAUCGGACACGUUUCACACCGGCGCAACUCAAUGAGCUUGAAAGAUCGUUUAGUAAGACACACUAUCCAGAUAUCUUCAUGCGAGAAGAACUAGCCGUGCGCAUUAGUUUAACUGAGUCUCGUGUCCAGGUAUGGUUUCAAAAUCGACGCGCUAAAUGGAAAAAGCGUAAGAAAACUACGAAUGUUUUCCGUCAACAUUAUCCAUCUCAACACCCACAAUCGUUAACUCCAUACGGAUGUUUAAUUAACACAGCAAUCGAUGGGCAGACACCGUUGAAUCAAUCCGAUCAUCAUCAUCACCAUCAUCAUGUGAAAUGGUCGGGUACGACAGCAGCCAAUAAUUGUAAUCAGUUUCCGUUCUCAUCGGCAAAUUUUUCUCAGAUGGAUCAAUCACUGACUCCACACUUCUACUCAUCAACAGCCAUGGCUGAUUAUGUUAAUCUACCACCACCUUCGGCAGCAUCGACAACCUCACUCUUUUCGAGUGCCCUACCGUCGAUAAUCAAUAUCGAUCCGUUAAAUUCUUGCUCAUCAGUAUCAUCGUACAAUUUGCCAUUUCCUUCGUCAUCUUCCACAUUGGCAGUGGAUGUAAUGACUACUGACAACGAAGAUAUUUGGCGUGGUUCGAGUAUUGCCUCUUUGCGACGUAAAGCCGUGGAAUAUCAAGCAGGCAGCAAUAACAAUUUUAAAUAA